ACCUGUGAGAUUUGAGAUAUCCUAGACUUGAGUCAUAUCCAGAUAUCUAAGGUGUUCUCACUCUAUUGUAGUGGUCAUAUAACAGCAGGAAAUGCAUUUCCUACAAGUACCUGCCUGAGAACUAGGUAAUAUCUACUCCUUGGUCCCUUUCUGGUGAAUUGUAUUUUUUUUCCCGCUUCGACCAUUCAUACUUACAUUUGCACUUGAUUCUACACUUCGAAACCUCUAAGUCGAAAUAUACGCCAUGAAUAAUCUAGGGCCUCUCAUCCUCGCCCUUGCAUGGGUACUUGGCACUGUAUCAUCGCUAGUUGUUGCCUUGCGGUUCUACGUACGCAUAGAGAUGCUACGGAAGUUCAAUAUCGACGAUUGUAUGAUCGCUAUUACUUUGCUAUGCGUGAUAUGCCUGGCGAUAUUUCUCACAUUGGCAGUGUCUUGGGGCUUUGGGAAGCACGCCGAGGCCCUUGCAUCCGAUCCCGUAGCUACCAUGCACUCCAUGAAAUGGAUAUACCUGAGCGAGCUCUUUGCUGUUAUGGCAGCGGCAUUCGGUCGCAUUUCGUAUGCUUUCCUACUGUCGAGCAUUCCCCCACCGUCCAAGCCGUGGAGAAUGUUCCUGUGGGCGCCGGUCGGAAUCCAUUUAGUGACCGAUGUUGCGGUGCUGUCUGUCACCUUCACCCUGUGUAGGCCGUUUCGGGGGUACUGGGAUGAAGCCAUUAUAGCCAAUUGCUGGUCCUCAAAUACACAAACAUAUGAAGGCUAUAUUCAGGGCUCUGUAAGCACGGCAGUUGACUUUCUCCAGGCUAUAUUCCCGUGCAGCCUGUUCUGGAAUCUCAAUAUGCACUGGAAGCAGAAAGUCUCCCUAAGCUCGAUAAUGGGACUUGGAAUCUUCGCCAUGAUUGCCUCCUUGAUUAAGACGAUAGAAAUCAAAAGCCUUGGGGUCCAUGAUAUGAAUUAGUCUCUGGCGAAGCUUAUAAUCUGCGUUAUUCUCGAAGCCAACUUCGUGCUUCUUUCUGCGUCAAUACCGGCCAUCGUGCCCGUCUUUAAGACUUCGAGGACUUCGAGGAACAACAAUCGUGGGCGUAUUGAUAACUUGAACACUUUUUCCUCAUGGAAACGUGCCCAGGCGAAAAGGUCAGGGGCGAACGAUGGAUCAUUCGAGCCGGUAGGGGAGCCUACCCCAGCUAAUGGGGAUGACGGGAAUGAGGCCUAAGGACACAUGCAUGGAGAACUGAAAUACCUUAGCUAUGAAACAUUCGUAACCCUGUUUAGAGAUUUAAUUGUUGCUUGUUCUCGAUCACAUACGAUGAAAUA
Molecule: messenger RNA, 1308 nt
Organism: Daldinia caldariorum
Lineage: Eukaryota; Fungi; Ascomycota; Sordariomycetes; Xylariales; Hypoxylaceae
Exons: 7
Coding region: 245-952 (235 amino acids)
Source: RefSeq, a predicted model, not a curated record